AUGGUUGAAACAUUGUCUAAUCCUAACGACUUUAUAUUGUCAUUACUGCCAGAACAAAUUGCCCAUGAUCAAAAGAUAGGUGUAAAAGCUAUACGGUUAUUUUUACAAUCAAAGACUUCAUAUGACGUUUUACCUGUUUCCUAUCGGUUAAUAGUGUUGGAUACUUCACUUCUUGUUAAGAAAUCCUUAAAUAUACUUUUACAAAAUAACAUAGUUAGUGCUCCCUUAUGGAAUCUGAAAACCAGUCGUUUUGCAGGGUUAUUGACUCUGAGUGAUUUUAUUAAUGUUAUCCAAUAUUAUUUCCAAUUUCCAGAAAAGUUUGAAUUUGUCGAUCAAUUAACAUUAGAUGGGUUAAGAGAUAUUGAAAAGGCCAUUAGUGUUGAUCAAAUUGAAACUGUGUCUAUUCAUCCAUUCAAAUCCUUAUAUGAAGCAUGUAUUAAAAUGUUGGAAUCAAGAGCAAGAAGAAUCCCUCUUAUUGAUGAAGAUGAAAAGACCAAAAGAGAAAUUGUUGUUUCUGUUUUAACUCAAUAUAGAAUCUUGAAGUUUGUGGCUUUGAAUUGUAAGGAAACAAAGAUGUUACUAAAACCAAUAAGAGAUAUCAGUGGGUUUGUUUCUGAUAAACAAUUAUCUACAUGUACUAUGAGUACUCCUGUCAUUGAAGUUAUUCACAUGUUAACUGAGAAACAAGUUGCUUCCAUCCCAAUUGUGGAUGACGCAGGUAAACUUAUCAAUGUAUAUGAAGCCGUUGAUGUCUUGGCUUUAGUGAAAGGUGGAAUGUAUACUGAUUUAGAUUUAAGUGUGGGAGAUGCUUUAUUAAGAAGACCAGAAGAUUUCGAAGGUGUUCACACUUGUACUAUGAAUGAUAGACUAUCAACUAUUAUGGAUACUAUAAGGAAAUCUCGUUUACAUAGAUUAUUUGUUGUUGAUGAGGAGGGGAAAUUGGUAUCUGUCAUUACUCUUAGUGAUAUUUUGAAGUACAUCUUACUUGGUGAGGAUUGA
Molecule: messenger RNA, 999 nt
Organism: Lizanozyma spartinae
Lineage: Eukaryota; Fungi; Ascomycota; Pichiomycetes; Serinales; Debaryomycetaceae
Gene: SNF4
Product: AMP-activated serine/threonine-protein kinase regulatory subunit
Exons: 1
Coding region: 1-999 (332 amino acids)
Source: RefSeq, a predicted model, not a curated record